This is a messenger RNA of Zygotorulaspora mrakii, 1935 nucleotides long. It is a transcript of the gene CBP1, whose product is annotated as Cbp1p. Bases 1 to 1935 code for a protein of 644 amino acids. The record is from RefSeq and is a predicted model, not a curated record. The transcript has a single exon. Lineage: Eukaryota; Fungi; Ascomycota; Saccharomycetes; Saccharomycetales; Saccharomycetaceae.
AUGUCCCUGCGUUAUCAUUCAAUUACCAAAUCGUUCCUCUUCACUUCUUCGAUCCGAACAUACUCAAAUCUACCAACUGGAUACACAAAACCACAUGCAUUAUUGUUAAAAUUAAUAACAGAAGAUCUCCCACUUACUUCAGAAUCUAAAAAAUAUUUUAGAGAAUACUGGAGAAAAAUAAUACCCGAAAAUCAAAUUUUACCAGAAAACACAUUACUUAACACUAUUCCAAUUAAAACAUUUGCCACGUUUAUUCAAAACUAUAAAAAAAAAUCCUCAACAGUAAGGGCAGCUUAUAGAAAAGAGUUACUUCUAAACUACAUAAAAAAUCCAGAAAAUGUAAGAAGCCUACUAACAAAUUUGGGUUUCACUUUCAAGGAAAACUUCACUAGCGAUGAGAUACUGAGCAUUUCUAUCAUGGACUCUUUGCGAACAGGAGAUGUCAACAUUGCAGCAGACCUUUAUUUGUUAUACUACAAACUAUUUCCAAACGCACCACUCAAUAAAAAACUUUGCUCCUAUGUAAUAUCGGCACUGGCGUUUGAAAAUCCAAAAUUCGAUCACAUUCAUCUACUCAAAUUUCUACUCCUUUACAAAUUAUUCAAAUCAUACAACACACACCUGUUACUUUCUGAAAUACAAAUUGUAACCCUUUGCAAUAAAGCUCUUUCAUUGGAAAAUUCACCUAUACUAAUAAAAGAGGUUCUUAGCAAGCUUAUGGAUAUAGAAUUAAUCUCCACUGAUCCUCUUAGGAAGAGUAAAUUAAUUUCGGCAUAUCAUCUUAUAGAAACGGAUUAUAAAAUAAAUAACGCCGCAGGAGUACUUCUCACCUGGGCCAACAUUAAAAAUGAAUACAAUUCAAUUACAAAGCACGAUCCCAGGAUUUUACACAUAAUUAUGAAAAUUUUUACUCAUAAUAAAGCAUACAGAAAAAACUUCAAAGAGCUGUUUGAUCAUCUAACACCUGAAUACUACUGUAAUAACCCAUUAAUACUACCUUCAAUAAUUGACUUUGCAACAAAAACUAACGAUUUGAUAAUGGCUAAAAAAGUAAUGAAUAAUGCCAACAAAUAUGUUUUUCAAAAAAAUUCCCAGGUAGUGCUGUUCAGCAAAAGAUGCCUUUCCUCCUUACUAAGAAUGCAUUUAAAAUUUAAAGAUUCUCAAGGAGUUGAUAGAGUUUUGAAGCAAAUACUAGAAAUUUUUGGUAAGCACUCAGAAGAGAACUUAUUUGCCAUCAUUUCACAUCUACUGAGUAUCAAGACCUUAGAAAAUUUUAACAAAGCAAUAAAACUUGUUAAUUCUAUACCGCAAGAGCGAGCAUUAUUAUCAUAUGGCGCUAUAAUAAAUAAGAUGGUCGAAUGGCAAAUAGCAUCAAAUGGUAAAUUUGAUCAAAAAUCAAUGCCUUUAAUGAAUGAGCUGCUUUCCAAAGCUCAUACUCUCGAUCCUUAUCACAAAAACUCGCUUUGGACAAUUGUAGCAUCUCUUUUUAUUAAAAAAAUUGUUCAUCGUAAAAACCUUCAAAAGAAGGUAAAUCCAAAAGAGCCUUCUAAAAUGAUUUUUAAUACAACCUGCUUAGAUCUCGCAAGACUGAUAUACAAGAGAAGUAAUUCUACUACUUUAAGCGCCUCAAAAACUGACCAUAAUCCAUUCACCAAUUCAUCACCACAAAGAAUCCUUCUUAAAUUAACAAACAACAAUAAAGUGGUUAUUUUAAGAAAUAUAGCAUCGAGCGCAAUAAAAGGUAAACGCAAAGAUAUAUUCCUCUGGUGCUGCUCAGAACUUUACGAAAACGGUAUACCCAUCACUGAAUUAGUCCUUGGUUGGAACAUGAUGUUGAAGCACAGAUUUAGGUUUACUCAAUUUCCAAACAAAAGUAUGAUAGAGGAAGAUUUAUCAAUAAAUGGACUGCCAAUUAUUUCAAAAGCACUUAAAUAG